CUGCGCGCCGCCCCGCCCUUACCGGCCGGCUCGGAGCCGGAGCGGAGACAAAGGCGCCGCCGCGCCCCCCCCCCCCAUCCCCGCCCCCCCGGUUAUAACGCGCCCCCCUCCCGGUACCGCGCCGGCCCAUGGCUGCGGGGGCAGCUCCAUGCCCGGGGGGCAAGCGGAGGCGGGUGGGGGGCCGGCCGGUAUGGCGGGAGGGCGGCGGGGCAGCGGCGCGGCAGCCGGGGGGGUGUCGGUGAAGAUGGCGCUUCGCCGCGCCUACUCCAUCAAGGACAAGCUCCAGGCCAUCGAGAGGGUGAAGAAGGGCGAGCGGCAGGCGUCGGUGUGCCGGGCUUUCGGGGUGCCGGGGGGGACGCUGCGGGGCUGGCUGAAGGACGAGGCGAAGCUGCGGUGGUUCCUGGAGCAGCUCGGGGGGGAGGUGGGAACCCAACGCAAGAAGAUGCGCUUGGCCAACGAGGAGGAGAUUGACCGCGCCGUCUACGACUGGUUCCUCGCCCUCCGCCAGCACGGCGUCCCCCUCUCCGGGCCCCUCAUCCAGGCGCAAGCCGAAGCCUUCGCCCGGCAGAUCUACGGUCCCGAAUGUACCUUCAAGGCCAGUCAUGGCUGGUUUUGGCGCUGGCAGAAGCGCCACGGCAUCUCCAGCCAACGCAUCUACGGCGAGGGCGGCCUCCCCGCCGAGCCCGAGCGGGCUCCCGAGGCCGCGCCGGCCGCUGACGCCGGCGGCUACGGCGAUGAGCAGAUCUACAACGCCAACGUCACCGGGCUCUACUGGAAGCUGCUGCCGGGUACGGCGGCGCGGCGGCGGCCGGCUCCCCGCCACCGGGUCACCGUGCUGCUGGCCGCCAACUUGACGGGUUCUCACAAGCUCAAGCCGCUGGUGGUCGGCGGCUUUCGCGAUCCCCCCAGCCUCCGCCAUCACAACCAGGACAAAUUCCCCGCUUGCUACCGGUACAGCCCCGAAGCCAGGUUGGGACCGGCGCUUCUCCGGGCUUGGUUCUUCGAGGAUUUCGUGCCGGGUGUCAAACGUUACCUGCGCCGGAGCUGCUUGCAGCAAAAGGCUGUGUUGUUGCUCAGCUCCCCGCCACCCCCGUCCGGAACAAACCCCGAGGAAUCCCCCCCAUUACAAACACCCGACGGCUCCAUCCGUGCCCUUUUCCUCUCCAAGGGCCCUACUGGGAGCGGCUCAGCGGGAGGUGGAGGCCGAAUCCCGGCACCGCUGGAGCAGGGGGUGGUGUCGGCCUUCAAGCAGCUCUACAAGCGGGAAUUGCUGCGCUUGGCCGUGUCGUGCGUGGCAGGCGGCUCCGGCGGCCCCGUGGACUUUGUGCGCUCCUUCCUCCUCAAGGACAUGUUGUACCUGGCCGGCCUCUCCUGGGACCUCAUCCCCGCCGGCUCCAUUGAGAAGUGCUGGCUGCUGGGGCUCCGUGCAGCCUUUGAGCCCCAGCCUGGUGAGGAAGAGCACGGAGACCCCCCACGUGGGGAGGAAGGCGGCGGCGACGGCAAAAUCUUUAGCGACUUGACCCACUUGGCCGCCUUGGCCUACAAGCGCUUGGCUCCCGAGGAGGUGGCCAAGUGGUUGCACUUGGACGAUGUCGCCCCGGGUACAGAGGAUGAUGAUGGGGACGAGGAUGCUGAGGAGGAGGAGGAUGAGGAGGAGGCCGCCGGUGGAGAUGGGGGCGGCAGGAGGGGUGGGGAAGGAGGGAACGGUUUGCUGCCGACGGCCCGGGAAGCCAUCAAAGGGCUGGAGACGGCGCUGCGCUGGCUGGAGGGUCAGGACCCCCGGCAAGUGGGGCCGCUGAAGCUGGUGCAGCUCCGCUCCCUCAUCAGCAUGGCCCAGCGGCUGCACCGCGCCGGCAGCCCCCGUUCCUAAGGAGGAACAUCCUCAUCCCGUGACAUCUCUGCAACCAACCACCCCGCUUGGGGUGCACGAUACGGGGUUGGGGACACCCCAGUUGUCCCAGGGAGGUGCCAGCUCCUCUCAUUGCCAGGGCUCAGUAGGCCCGAACCCCCCUGUGUUACUAUUGGGGGUUACAAUUUAGGGCUAACGGGAUUUUUUGGGCGAUGACCACCCCGUUUGUUGUGUAUUUGAGGGUUUUUCCUCACUCUCGGUGUAUUUAGGAGGUGCUAUUUUUUAAAACCCAUGAGACUGAGCUGGGGUGGUCCCCCCACCUUGAUCACUGGUACCACUAGAAUUGGGUGGGUGCCCCCCAUGCUGCCCAGACCCCCCAAAUCCUGUGGGGAGAAGGGGUGAAGGAGGGACCUGCUUGGCAUCACCACGAGGAGUCGGGACGAUGGGGCAAGUUAAAUUAAGCAAUUCCCCACAUUUUGAGGUGGGCACAGCUGUGCCUGGACAGGCUGCUGUAAGGUAAAUGUUCUGCUGGUGACACCCUUCCCACUGCUAAAACUGAGUUCUGUUAAACCGGGGAGGUUUGGGGCUGCUUUAAGGCAACUUUCUUCAUGCACUGGAUAGGGACGGGGACACUUGAAGCUGCAGCUCUCUGGAGAAUGUCACCUCUGUCAUUCCCAGCCCCACAACGUGAACACUCAGAGACCACAGGUUCCAUCGUCUGAGCAUCCUCACAAAGCCAAAGGCUCUGCGGAUGAGGGUUGAGGUGACCCUAAGCAGGUUUGGGGGUGGCUGGGGCUGGAGGACACAUCUGAUGGUGCAGAGGAUGCAGCUGUUGCCGUGACGUCCAUCGCGAGUUGAGACGGACGCACCAGCACCCCCUUGAAAUACUGGGGGCAUCAGAUGGGAAUUUAGCAGCUCGUGACCUGAUUUGGAUUAAAUUUAACCUGUUGAGCCGAUUAUUGAAAGGAGGAAAGAAAACACAACAACAACUCAUCGGUGCUGCCGUGCCCCGUGUCAGCGGGCAGGGUGGGUGUUUUUACUUUGUGGGGUCUUUGUCUCAUAACUGCAGAGUUUAUGAAAAUUAAAUGGGUUUUUAUUCCCA
Molecule: messenger RNA, 2951 nt
Organism: Columba livia (rock pigeon)
Lineage: Eukaryota; Metazoa; Chordata; Aves; Columbiformes; Columbidae
Gene: TIGD5
Product: tigger transposable element derived 5
Exons: 1
Coding region: 149-1870 (573 amino acids)
Cellular component (GO): nucleus
Molecular function (GO): DNA binding
Source: RefSeq, a predicted model, not a curated record